AUGGCAUCCCUCUUAAUAGAAAGCCUAUCCCACAACAAAACCAGUUUCAAAGUUGCAGUAAGAGCCAUAGAACUUCUCCUUCUCUCGGCCGGAUUAGUCUCAACUUUCCUCAUGUUCAAGGGGGCUGUUUCUCCAUAUUCUUAUGAUUUUAUGCUGUCAAGUUUGAGGAAACCAUAUUCCUACUUCAGGAGCUGGUUGUCCUCUACUUUUUAUAUCUACAUCAUGAUGCAUCUCAUUGUCAUCCUCAUAGCAGUUUCCUCCCAUUUCUACCAUCCAAAAAUGGACAGCAACGGUGACAUUGAAGAUGGUGGUGAUGGUGAGGAUUACGAUAUACAUGGUGCUUUCUCGCCUUCUUUGUCACCACCACCAGCUCCUCCUCCAACGCAGAUUAACAAUCAAAAGCACAGCCAAGAGACAAAACCAAAGGAUAUACAUGUGGUAGCAGCGGCUGCCGCAGCAGCAGGUGGAGGAAAUUCCAAGACUACAAAAGUUCCCGUGGAGAAUCAACAAGACAUUCAAGACAACGUUGAUGCAUCUCUUCUGAAUCUUUUUUCUGAUUUUUCAAGUUUGACGGCGGCCAAAGGGAUUGAAAAGGCUCCAACAACAAAAGCCAAAUCUGCAACAGCUAGCUUAAACAUUCAUCAGAAAGAUGGUACUAGAGACAAAAAUGGUGUUGAGAAAGAAGAUGAUGAAUCUUUCGAGGCAAUUUUUUCUAAAUUGACAGAAGCCAAGGAGAUUAAAAAGUCACAUUCAGUUGACUCUUCACCACCACUCAUUACAACCCAAAAGACUGCAAUAACAAGUACAACAAAGACUGGACAGCAAACAAUAAAGUGGUUGCAAAAUCAGUUUGAACAGACACAAGAACAGCUCGAAAGUGAAGACUUCGAUGUGGAGGGGGAGGAUGAUACAAUGGAGGCAACAUGGAGAGCCAUCAAGGAAGGAGGAACGAAGGCACAAAAGAAGCAACUCAACAAGAGCGAGACCUGGCCACAACCUCAAACAGUGGUUGCAGCACAAGAAAACUGCAAUAUUGAUUUAGAGGAGGACAUGGCAAUAUCAGCUGCUGCAUGGAAAGACCUGAGGAAGUCCAUGACCUUCAACGACACUGUUUCCAUAAGAUUUAGAGGAGGUUUAAUUAGAAAGGACCCUUCAGUGAAUCUCGAAGAAUUCAAUGAAAGAGUUGAGGACUUCAUCAACAAGUUCAACAAUGAAAUGAGGCUACAAAGGCAGGAGUCUGAACAGCGUUAUCUAGAUAUGAUUAGUCGCGGGUUCUAA
Coffea eugenioides is the source of this 1278-nucleotide messenger RNA. RefSeq lists its product as uncharacterized. Lineage: Eukaryota; Viridiplantae; Streptophyta; Magnoliopsida; Gentianales; Rubiaceae. The transcript has a single exon. The record is from RefSeq and is a predicted model, not a curated record. Bases 1 to 1278 code for a protein of 425 amino acids.